Molecule: messenger RNA, 918 nt
Organism: Cyclospora cayetanensis
Lineage: Eukaryota; Apicomplexa; Conoidasida; Eucoccidiorida; Eimeriidae
Product: rRNA 2'-O-methyltransferase fibrillarin-like
Exons: 2
Coding region: 1-918 (305 amino acids)
Biological process (GO): box C/D sno(s)RNA 3'-end processing; rRNA methylation
Cellular component (GO): box C/D methylation guide snoRNP complex; nucleolus; small-subunit processome
Molecular function (GO): rRNA methyltransferase activity; histone H2AQ104 methyltransferase activity; RNA binding
Source: RefSeq, a predicted model, not a curated record
AUGUGCGAAUUCUCAGGAGGUGGUGGAUUUAGAGGCGCGGGUCGUGGGGGUGGUGGUGCCAGCCGCGGCGGUUUCGGCGGUGGCCGUGGAGGGCGAGGCGGAAGGGGAGGAGGCGGCGGAGGUUUCAAAGGUGCACGAGGUCGUGGGGGUGGUGGUCGUGGGGGUGGCGGCCGGGGGGGUGGCCGCGGGGGUAGUGGGCCCGCGAGAGUUGUUGUUGUGCCGCACCGUUUUGAAGGCGUGUUUAUGUCCAAGGGGAAGGCGGAUUCCCUUGUAACCCGCAACAUGGUCCCUGGGGAGUCGGUUUAUGGGGAGAAGCGGAUGGAGGUUGUGCAAGAAUCGGGGGAAAAGAUCGAGUACAGAAUAUGGAAUCCCUUCCGUUCAAAGCUAGGCGCCACUUUGGUUGGCGGUGUAGCCAACAUGCCCAUCAAGCCUGGCUGCAAGGUGUUGUAUCUGGGCGCUGCAAACGGCACCACGGUGUCUCAUGUUUCAGACAUUGUUGGGCCCGAGGGCGUUGUAUACGCUGUGGAAUUCUCCCAUCGCUCAGGCCGUGAUUUGACAAACAUGGCCAAAAAGAGGCCUAACAUUGUGCCUAUUGUAGAGGACGCGCGGCAACCCCUGAAGUACCGCAUGUUGGUUGACAUGGUGGAUGUUAUCUUUGCCGACGUGGCCCAGCCGGAUCAGUCGCGUAUCGUGGCGUUGAACGCUCACUACUUUCUAAAGCCCAGUGGUUGGUUCAUCAUCUCCAUUAAGGCAAAUUGCGUGGACUCUACGGCGAAACCCGAGGCCGUUUUUGCAGCAGAAGUGGAUAAACUCAGGAAGGAAAAGUGCAAACCUAAGGAACAGCUCACCCUUGAGCCGUAUCACAGAGAUCACGCCGUUGUUAUCGGACAGUACAGGGUGUCGAAGAAGAAGGAGUAA